Messenger RNA from Formica exsecta, 488 nucleotides. Its product is annotated as putative mediator of RNA polymerase II transcription subunit 29. The transcript has a single exon. The annotation marks the transcript as partial. NCBI's taxonomy places the organism in Eukaryota, Metazoa, Arthropoda, Insecta, Hymenoptera, Formicidae. The record is from RefSeq and is a predicted model, not a curated record.
AUGGUAUGUUCUCUGACCAGCGGCAAGGCCUGCGCCGACAGCGGAGACGCUUGCCCGGACCCGCCAUCGCGCUCCACGCCGGAGGGCGGUGGACUCGAGGUCGCCGAGAACAUGUCAUCGUCGCUCAGUGACGCGCACCGACGCAACAACAAUCAUCACCUGGACCAGGGCGACCGCAGCUCGUCCGCGGGCUCCUCGCUUGGCUCGUGUUCACCACCGCCCGCCUCGAGCCAUUCGCCGCCGCCACCGCGGCCACCCUGGCUUCACGAUUUUCCCGCGGCCGCGCCCCACGUUCUGCAGUUCCUCAAUCUGAGCGCAGCUGGCGGUGGCAUGCUCGGCAGCCAGCCGCUGGCAGCGUUGCACUCUAUGGCGGAGAGAAGUCAUCACCAGCAGCAGCAGCAGCAACAGCAGCAACAACAACAACAGCAUCAGCAGCAUCAACAGCCGCAACAACAGUCGCUGCAGCAGCAACAUCAUACGUCGCAUCA